This is a messenger RNA of Theobroma cacao (cacao), 991 nucleotides long. The record is from RefSeq and is a predicted model, not a curated record. NCBI's taxonomy places the organism in Eukaryota, Viridiplantae, Streptophyta, Magnoliopsida, Malvales, Malvaceae.
CAUGAAUGAUAAAAGCAAAGUCAAGCAAGACUUCUUCUUGAUGAGAUAACGCCACAAAUAUCAAUCCAGAUCCAGACUUGCUCCUUUCUCCUUCAUUACUUCCCUCAUGGGAAAUCUUUCACAGUUUCUUCCGUGUUGCUUCAAAGUCUUUACGAAAGUAGCAGGCAAUAGAAAAUCAAUAAGUACGGGAAAUGAAAAGCAUGCUAGGAUAAAAUAUCCAGCAGCUCUUCCUGAGGAAAUUUACCAUCAGCGUCAGUUUUCUCUAACCGAGAUCAAAGCUGCUACCAACAACUUUCAUCCAAAAUCGCUUGUCAGAGAAGGUUAUUUUGUAAAGGUGUACAAAGGGAUUGUUGAUUAUGGAAACUUGGUUGCUGUCAAACGCUUCAAACCAGAUUCAGUACAAGGACUCGAUGGGUUCCAAACCGAAGUGCAGUUGCUCUGCCAACUGCGCCACCAAAAUCUCGUGUCUCUUAUUGGGUACUGCAAUGAUAAGGACGAGAAGAUCCUUGUAUAUGAACUCAUGAAAAACGGGUCACUCCGUGAUCAUCUCUAUGGUUGUAAUUAUGAUCCACUCCCGUGGAAGCAGAGGCUAGAGAUAUGUAUUGGUGCAGCUCGUGGAUUACAUUACCUUCAUACCGGAGCAAAGCAUGCGGUAAUUCACCGCGACAUCAAGAGCAGAAAUAUUCUUUUGGACGACAAAUGGGUUAUUGGGAUCCCGAGUAUCAGAGAGAUGGUGGACUUUCAGAGAAAUGUGAUGUAUACUCAUUUGGGGUUUUUUUAUUUGAAUGAAAAGGGAGAUACACGGCCUGAGAUGGGUGAAGUGGAGAUGAUGCUAGAGCUUGCAUUGAAGAUGCAAGAGAAAGCAGAUUCUAAAAUGAAAGAUGUUGAUCCUCAUGGUGAAUGUACGUAUGGAGAAGUUUCAUUUUCUAUCCCUGUUUCUGACCACAGUUUUUCUGUGGAUAACAGUUCAUCACUUGAAUCUAGAUGGUAG